Temnothorax curvispinosus is the source of this 516-nucleotide messenger RNA. RefSeq lists its product as uncharacterized. The coding region runs from base 1 to 516 and encodes 171 amino acids. Gene Ontology annotation, biological process: DNA integration. NCBI's taxonomy places the organism in Eukaryota, Metazoa, Arthropoda, Insecta, Hymenoptera, Formicidae. The record is from RefSeq and is a predicted model, not a curated record. Gene Ontology annotation, molecular function: nucleic acid binding. The transcript has a single exon.
AUGAAAAAACUGGCACGCUUUCACUUCUGGUGGCCAGGCUUAGACAAAGACAUCAAAAGGACCGCGAGUAGUUGCAAAACAUGCCUGGAGAAGGGCAAAGCGCCGCCACACGCGCCGUUAACCCCAUGGCCAUGGCCGGCGAACUCAUGGUCAAGACUGCACACGGAUUUUCUCGGGCCACUCUUCGGGCAAAUGUACAUGAUUAUAAUCGAUGCGCACUCUAAGUGGCACGAGAUAGUACGAAUGGGGUCAAACAUGAAAGCGUACAAGGUAAUAGAGAUAUUCAAAGCACUAUUUGUGAGAUUCGGGCUACCACAUCACGUGGUGAGCGACAAUGGGCCCCAAUACAGAAGCGAGAUGUUGCAGGCUUUUCUAAGGGAGAAUGGGAUUAAGCAGAGUUUCGCUGCCCCGAAUCACCCGGCGACGAACGGAGUAGAAGAGAAUUUUGUAGGAACCUUUAAGGAUAAGGUCACAAAAAUUGUAAAAUCGGGAAAAACAGUAGAGAUAGCGGUGUAA